Messenger RNA from Tachyglossus aculeatus (Australian echidna), 5589 nucleotides. It is a transcript of the gene GAB3, whose product is annotated as GRB2 associated binding protein 3. The record is from RefSeq and is a predicted model, not a curated record. The transcript is spliced from 10 exons. Bases 1 to 1824 code for a protein of 607 amino acids. Lineage: Eukaryota; Metazoa; Chordata; Mammalia; Monotremata; Tachyglossidae.
AUGAUCGUUUAUGGCCGGAAAGAGCCGUUCGGGUACAUCUACGGACUCGCCUCUGUUGUCGUUUUGAAGGCCUGGCGGAAGCGCUGGUUCGUGCUGCGCCGGGGACGGAUGAGCGGGAACCCGGACGUCCUGGAAUACUACCGGAACAACCACUCCAAGAAGCCCAUCCGGGUCAUCGACCUGAAUGAAUGCCAGGUGCAGAAGCACGCCGGGCCCAGCUUCAUCCGGAAGGAAUUCCAGAACAACUUUGUGUUCAUCGUCAAGACGGCCUACCGCACGUUCUACCUGGUGGCCAAGACGGAGGAGGAGAUGCAGACGUGGGUGCGCCACAUCAGUCACAUCUGUAACUUCGGACACUUGGACGACGGCACGGAUUCUGUGGAGAGCCUCUCACACACCAACUCUUCUCUUCAGCCAUCUCCUGCCAUUUCCCUGCAUGCCUCCCGGGAUACCGACCCCUCCUUCUCAGGAGACAAUUCCACGGCGGACGCCUUAGCCGCCGAGGAAACCACGAGUGAGUCCGAGUCCCUGCUCCUGCCUGAUUAUCUCUUCUUGUCCAACUGCGAGACCGGGAAACUGAACCCCAACAGAAUGGAAUUCCCUUCCCUCGGGGCCCCCAUCCGGUGCGACAGCUGGUCCAACUCCGACCGAUCCUUGGAGCAGACUUCCUCAGACGACGUUUUCGUCGACCCCCUGCCGUGCCAGCCGGCCCUAACCCUGCCGCCCCCGCCGGGCAGCGGCAACGGCCUCCCGGACGCGGCCCCCCCCGGGGCUCACCCGGCCCCGGCCCGGACUCUAGACGCCAGCGGACCGCCCGGCGACUUCUCGCCCUCCUCCCCGUCGCUGGUCCCGCCUCUGACCCCCACCUUUCAGGGGGAGAAGAGCCAGGCCAAGUUGCCCUACGGAGUGACAGAGCUGGACGUCAUGUGCAACACCCCGCCGCCGCGACCCCCCAAGCCCAGCCACUUCUCUGAACGGCGCCAGGAAGAGCAGCUCCUGCAGAAUGGGCACGGGGCGGGCAGCAGGGGUCUCAAGGGCACCGUGGUACCCAGAAGAAUCUCCCUGUCCAGUUUAGAUGCCAUGAAGAACUGGAGAGCUGAUCUGGAAGGCAGUUGCUUAAGAAGUCGAGACAAGAGGCUAAGUUUAAACCUGCCGUGCAGAUUCACCCCGCUGUACUCGUCCACGUCGGACAGCUCGGAAGACAGUUAUGUCCCCAUGCACCCCAGUGCCUCGUCCCCCGUGCCGGGCCUGGACUGCAACCCCGACGGCUACAUCCCCAUGAGCCCCGGAUCCUCCGUUUUCACCUUCCCCGUGGUCAGCAUCGAGAAGCUCUCCAGUCCCCUGCCCAGCCUCCCCAAGGACAUGGAGCCCCCCCCGGUCAACCGAGACCUCAAGCCUCGCCGGAAGUCACGCCCACCCCCGCUGGACCUGAGGAACCUGUCUACCAUCCGGGAACACGCCGCCUUGGCUAGGACCUGGACCGUGCCUUACAAUCGAACGAGCUUCAUAUCUCCGGAGAGAGACGGUAUUAAUUCAGCGAGAUUAUUUGCCAGUUCGGUUUCCGGAGAAGAGGAAGAGAGUUACAUUCAAAUGGAGCACAGGCAAGCGACCUCCCCUUGCAACGGUGCUUUCCCGUGGCCGAAGAAGUUCAACUUGGACUACUUAGCACUGGAUUUUAAUUCAGCUUCUCCGUCCCCUGUACAAAAGAAGCCUUUUCUUUCGGAGGAGCAGAGAGUGGACUACGUCCAAGUAGACGAACAGAAAACCCAAGCCCUCCAGAACACUAAGCAGGAAUGGACCGAUGAGAGGCAAUCGAAAGUCUGAGGGAGAGGGAGUCCGGGCUCACUGGGGAUGGUUGGGGUGGAGUUGGUUUUUCGUUUUUUUUUUUGUUUUGCACUAGUACCGCACUGUUAAUGAGGCAGCUGGAUGCGACGGUCAUUUCAGAGCCAGGACAAACGGACAGUCUCGGCGGCCUCGAUAAGCAUUUUUUGACUGCUCGAUGCGAGAAGUCUGAUGGAUGAACGACUACUGACUGGGGAAUUUACACAUCAUUCUCCGCCCCCUCAAGGGGACAGCCUGUGGCCCAUUUGCACGAGGGGUCCCAAGCCACGCUUCCCCCCCCUUUCCGACGAGUGCCACCUACCAUGAGUGCCACACCUCCUAGGGUCGAGGGUAUCCUGCAGCCCACUGGGCUCGGUAGGCAUAGAAACGCUCCCUCCGGGAAUGCUGUGGAAGGCUCUGGAAGGCAGCAGCUAUUGGGAUUCAUCUACUGGGAUAAUGGAAAGGUUUCCCAGAAACACUCCCUCUGGGACGGUUGUGGAAAGAUCUGCAAGGUGGCACCCGUUUUGGAUCCAUCUGCUGGGAUAACAGCAAGAUUUUUUAGAAACGGUCCCUCCGGGAAGGCUGUGGAAGGAUCCGGAAGGUGGCAGCUACUGGGAUAACAGAAAGGUUUCCUAGAAACACUCCCUCUGAGAAGGUUGUGGACGGACCUGGAAGACGGUAUCCGUUUUGGAUCCAUCUGCUGGGAUAACGGCAAGAUUUCUUAGAAACGGUCCCUCCAGAAAGGCUGUGGAAGGAUCUGGAAGGUGGCAAUUAUUGGGAUCCUUCCUCCAGGAAAACAGAAAGGUUUCCUAGAAACACUCCCUCCGAGAAGGCUGUGAGAGGAUCUGGAAGGUGGCACCUAUUGGGAUUCAUCCUCCGGGAUAAUGGAAAGAUUUCCCAGAGCAGGGAAAGGAGGAGAGCCCAGAAGCCCCCAGAACAAAGGCCAAAUUUGGGUAAACCAUUUCCCCCCGGGGAUCUGGGGUGAAAGAGAUCAGGAUUGAUGUUUUGGGCGAGACAAGGAAUGCCAACAUCUAGUGAGGGCACCUCAUUUUCCACGUGGUUACAGAACACCUUUCCGUUGCCUCCCUUUCGCCAUCGCUCCGACCUUCUCCUGCCCCGAGCCCCCAAAUGCUUCUGCCGUAGCCAACACCACCGUUCCAAAGGCGGGUCCCUCUGGAGCGAAAUUCACAGCACAGAGAGGUAGUUCCCUGCCCGCCUCAGAAAACCACCCACCAACAAGCCUUUGUUGUCUAGAGAAACAACAAAAAAACAACAAAAGGAAACCCCCAAAUGCCCCAGGUAGGGUUUGGCAUGUCUCUGCCUGGCUGGCAGUGGGUCAAAAAUGCUUUCCAUGGAACUGCAGAAGGAAGAAUGGGCUUGGAAUUUCCGGCGACAGUUGCCUAGCGGAUCAGUUUAGCAGCCGCCCAUCGUGAAAUGAGGGGCAAACGGCAAGUUGCUCUCCGGGAGAGUCACCCACGGGGCUUCAGAGGGAGGCAGCCAUAUCGGAAACACCACAUGGCUGCUGGCAAACAGCAGGCGAAAACACUUCAGCAGGGUGAAAAAUCGUUUUAUUUACCUUGGCAUUGGCAUUGGGGAAUUUGGAUCAGAGCAGGAUCUGAUAAGGUUGUUAUUUCACGAUGUGUUCAAGCGUGCUGGUCCGCUCCCUCUCCCUCACCCCGGCCCCGCUCCAGAGUCUGUGUUUCCAAGCACUCCUCCUCAGUUCGCACUUGGUGUCUUCUGAAGAGCGAGUCUCCUGACUUUUCCAGGAAGACCACCUGCCCUCUGCCGCAGAAUAUCUCCUGUUAGGCUUUCCUCCCGGCUGUCAGUCAGUGGACUCUUGAAAUGGAGAUGGGAGUGAGUGGUAUUUAGGUGGAAGAAGUGCCUCCCCCUUUUCUGGGGUUGGAGGUCCUCCUGCCUUUUCCCCCAUCCUCCCUUUCCCCCUCCCUCUUUGUGGCCCUACAUCUUAAUCCUCGGUCCCCGUUCCCCAAGCUGACCGAGACCGCAUUCAUUCCUACCUCAAGGUGUUGAGCUCCCUGGCCGUUCCUGCUGAUUUAGCCAGCGCAGCUUGAGGCGGAAUUUGUUUUCUCCACUGGGAGUGGCGCAGAGGUGCAGGGUUCCCGGUCCUCUGGGCAUAAAUGGUGUAAGUCCCGCGAUGCGGAUGUGGAGUUUGGAUGGGCCCCCUCAUGCCCACACCGACACGCUCACGUCACACCAACAGUGGCCCUUGCCCGACUCGGGUCAGAAAUGGAGUGGGUCUUCAAGUCUUGCCCCGACUCAACCCUCCCUUUGUGCUUUGCAGGGCUCACGCUAUCCCCGGGCACAUUCUGAUCCAUGUACUUUCACAGGCAUGUCUGUGCUACCUCCGCCUGCUCUCAGAAUGAGGCAACUUCUUCUCCCUCCUGGGCCUGUUUUUCAUUUAACACAGUACAGUGCACAUAAUACUCUGCACGUAGUAAACAAUCAAUAUGAUUGAAUGAAUUUAACUGCGUGUGGAAAUGACAAGCCUCCUCCGAGUCCUGGGUUUCCCGAGUACCCCAACCUGGAGACUGGGUGCUGGAUGGAUUUUUAAGGGAAACCUGUCCUAGGUGCCCCGUUACCCACCGGCACACCCAGACAAGCAUUCCUGUUCUCUCAUAAGGCGGGACAGGGCACCCAGUAGGCACAGAUGCUCCUUGCUGAUAAAGUCACCAAGCACCCUCUGAGGUCGAGAAGCCCGCGACGCUCAGAUCACCGCCCAGCUCUAACUCGGGCCGUUCCUUGGGGUUAGAAAUUCCUCAUUUCCACAUGCCCGAGCUGGGAUCCCACUCCCCGGCAUGGCAGACUGUAAAAUGAUCUCUGCCACCCACCGCCUAGUCCGUAUUUAUUCCCUUUGGAACUAACGCAAAACCCCGUUAAGGAGUUCCCAUGUGCGGGACCCUUACCCCAGGAGGCCCAGUGAAUCCCUGGGGUCCCAUGGAGAGGUCCGUAAUUCUCUCUGCCGAGGACACGCUUGGUUGCUGGCACCUUGGAAAACGUCACGAGCGUUCCGUGGUGUUUCUGUUCGGGUUUCCCAAACAGACUUUGCCGUGCCAAGGGCUUUAGUUCCAUGUCGGAUCCAAAGCCGUUUUUGCCGUAGGCUGGCUGGGGUGGAUCCUUUUGUUUUUGGCUGAUGGGAGCUGCCCUCCCGCCUCCCGCGGGCCAACCUGAACCCCACAUCGAGGAGCCGGAACGACCAGGGCCGCGGCUGCGAUCGCCUCCCGCUGUCACUUCUCUGAGAAAGGAAACUGGGGUGCUGCUUCAUCCGAGCUAGGGGAUGAUUCCAGGUCACAGGGAUGAUGAUGGUGGUGGUAUUUGGUAAGCGCCUACUAAGUGGUGGGGUAGAUACAAGAUAAUCAGGUAGGACACAGUCCUCGCCUAGAUGGGGCUCACGGUCCCUAAUCUGCUAUUUUUCAUUGCGGCGUUUUCCCUCCCCUGAAUUUAUGGGUUUCCCCUUGGCACAUGUGUGGAGAGAACCCAUUCCAAAUUAGCACCACCUAGUGCCUUUCCACCGGGUGGCAUUUAUUAGGACUGUCAAGUUGAAAAUCCAGCAAAGCAGAGGGGGAGGUUUAACUUUAAAAAUGGCUCCUUCGCCCAUAACCAAGGCCCGUGGGAAAUUCCUGGUCCAAGGCGGGCUUCGAGGCCACCCUUCAGCUACUGUGUGAACAGAGAAAGAGCGUGACCUAUGGAUAGAGCACGGGCCUGGGAGCCAAAAGGACCUCGGUUCUAAUCCUGGCUCGGCCACUUAUCUGC